This is a messenger RNA of Eremothecium gossypii ATCC 10895, 951 nucleotides long. RefSeq names its product Aim23p (gene AIM23). The record is from RefSeq and is marked provisional. The transcript has a single exon. Lineage: Eukaryota; Fungi; Ascomycota; Saccharomycetes; Saccharomycetales; Saccharomycetaceae. Bases 1 to 951 code for a protein of 316 amino acids.
AUGUUUAGGCGUAUAGUAGCAGUCCCUAGUUCGUGGAGUAGCCUCCAAUUGUUUAGCACUAGCGCUGUCCGCAGCAGCAACGGGCUAGCAGCUAUACUGGAGCAGGUAUCGGCAAAGAAAAGUGCACCGAGGGAAGCGAAGACGCCGAGCAAGUAUGCUGACCGCAAGCCGCAGCACUCUUCGCCCGUUCGCAAGAAGAAGGUGUUUGUGCGGUGGACCACUGGCUCAGAAAAGGCGCGCGAGAUAGCGAACACAGUUGUGUCGGAGGUGCUGAGCAUCCGCAGCGACGGACGUCUCCGCCUCAUCUUGCCUGAAGAAAACCGCAUCCAGGAGCUAUCCAUGCAGGACGUCGCGCGCCAGCUGGACCUCGAGGUCCACAGCCUGCGAUUCAUCAAGAGCGAGACGGACGCCGGCGGCCGGCCGCUGCCGCUUGUCAAACGGGUGUCAGUGCGCGAAGCCUUCAGAGUGCACGCGGAGCGCAUGGCCGCAGAGCGCGAGAAGGAGCUGCUUCGGAAGGGCGUAUCCGCCCGCCGUGUAGGCGCUAAGGAGCGCCGCGCGCCAGAUAGCAAGCAAGUGCGCAUUUCGUGGCAGAUCUCGCCGACGGAUUUCUCCAACCAGAAGUCAAAAGAAAUCCGCGGCCAUCUGGAGCGCGGCCACACGGUACUGGUGCUGCUUGCAAACAAAGACGCCUCAGGCCCCGCCCCCCAGGUUUCACCGCGCGAGCUACAGCGCCGCAGCUCCCUCCUAGAUGAGCUUGCCGCCAUCCUCGAGGACAUCAACUGCUCAGUCGUACGCUCCGGCGACCCUGCGUCCCGCGUCGAGCUGAAGCUGGUGCCAAAGGCCCCACAGGAAGUUGACCGCCAUGCGUUGAAAGAGCAGCGCCGCCUACAGCGCGCUGAGAAGCUGAAACGCCGCCUCGAACGCCGCGGCCCCGCUUCAGCCCAAGAAUGA